AUGUCGACUAGCACAACGACAACGGCAGCAUCCGCUCCCGAACCAUGGCAGGCCAUUGCACAGCGUAAACAGGCACAACGAGCAUCACUGAUUCCCGAGGCAUGGCGAAUCCCUGAAGCCAAAAUCCGCGAGUACACGGCAUCUCCAACGGCAAAUGUGCUACAUGUGCCGAGUGACUGUGGUAUCCUCAGCAGUCUGGACCGUCAGAUUACCGAAUCGUACGAUGCUAUCGACUUGUUGGCUUUGUUGGCCAAGGGUCCUGAUGCAGGUGGAUUUACCUCUGUUGAAGUCGUCACUGCAUUUUGCAAAAGGGCUGCUAUUGCUCAGCAGGUGACCAACUGCGUGACUGAAAUCCUAUUUGAAUCAGCAAUUGCACGGGCUGAGGAACUCGACCGCCAACGAGCCGCCAACCCCAGCGCAGCUCUCCCUCCCUUGUGGGGUCUCCCCAUCUCACUAAAGGACUGCUUCAAGGUUCCCGGAGUUGACGCAUCGAUCGCAAUGAUCCACUUCGCGGAGAAGCCGUCAACAGAGUACUCAGCGUUGCCUAAGCUAUUACUGUCUCUCGGGGCAGUAUUCCACUGCAAGACCAACGUUCCACAGACGAUGAUGACAGCCGACUCGGACAGCAAUGUCUUUGGACGGACGAUGAACCCAAACAACCGAGCCUUGACAGCAGGUGGCAGUUCCGGUGGCGAAGGCGCCUUGGUCGCCAUGCGAGGUAGUGUCUUAGGUGUGGGAUCCGACAUUGCAGGCAGUAUUCGCAUCCCGAGUCAUUGUAACGGCACUUAUGGCUUCAAACCAUCUGCCAACAUUGUCCCCUAUGCAGGACAAGCUAACCCCGCCGCUGACGGUUUGGCGGGUAUUCUCCCCGUUGCAGGUCCCUUGGCUACCAGUUUCAGAUCUUGUCGCUAUUUCAUGCAGCUCGUCAUGUCGAGCCAACCAUGGAAAUACGAUAUGGAUUGUUUGCACAUUCCAUGGCUUGGUUUGAAACCCCCAGCGGGUCGUAACCUGAGGAUCGGCGUUAUCAAUGACGAUGGUCUCUUUACUCCAACUCCUCCUCAGAAGAGAACUUUCGAAGAAGCAAAGGCGAAAUUGAAAGCCGCUGGUGUUGAGCUUGUCGACAUCCAAUUGCCGAAUCUGAUGGAGGAUAUAGCUGUAGCUUGGGCUUGUUUCGGCAUGGAGGCAUCUCGGACCGCGCUAGGCUAUAUCGCCGCCGCCGGCGAACCGAAGAUCAAAUCCGUGGAAAACAUCGGUCUCACAGGCGGCACAGGAAUGACCAUCGAAGAGCUAUUCGCCUGGAACGUCGCACGCUCCAAAGUCGAAGCCAAACACCGCGAUCUAUGGGUUUCCAGCAACGUCGACGCAUACAUCAAUCUGCUGGUUCCACACACCGCGCCACGUAUCGAUACAUGGACCACGGUGGUUCAAGCACUCUGGAAUCUCAUCGAUUAUCCAUCGUGUAUUAUCCCGACAGGGAAAGUUAGUGACAAGGAUGUGGUUGAUCCGAACGGGGCCAAGUUUGGAGAUGCGGAUCGUGCGCUUUAUGAACAAUAUACGGGACCAGAGGAUUUUAAGGGUGCGCCGACGUCGAUUCAGGUUAUUGGUCUGAGGCAGGAAGAUGAGAAUUUGUCGAUUGUGGCCGAGAUGAUUGAUAAGAUUUUGAAUCCUUGA
Messenger RNA from Exophiala mesophila, 1671 nucleotides. RefSeq lists its product as uncharacterized. The coding region runs from base 1 to 1671 and encodes 556 amino acids. The transcript is spliced from 3 exons. The record is from RefSeq and is a predicted model, not a curated record. NCBI's taxonomy places the organism in Eukaryota, Fungi, Ascomycota, Eurotiomycetes, Chaetothyriales, Herpotrichiellaceae.